ACCGCAAGAUUAUAAAUGCGACUGCAGUCGGGGGAAGCACGGCGUUUCAUUGCAAGUGCUUGCUUCGUUGACGUUGUAACAGAAGGCAAGAACGCAGUCAUGAGGAAUUUCAUAGCCAUCGCGCUGUUGUGCGCUGUUAUCGGAAUCCAACCUGGACAAGCACAGUGUCCUGCGGAAUUUAUAGAAUUCUUCCCGGAUCCUGCGGUGCCCAUGGGCACCUGCAUUCACUUCGCCAUGGACCGCAAGAGAGACUGGCACGCGGCUAAGGACUACUGCGUGGCCAAGGCCUCAGUCUUGGCCAAGCUAGACCCUGGACAGCUGCAUUACCAAGUCAUUGAUUACAUCCUCGGGAACCAAGCUUGGAGAGACGAAGCAUUUCACAUUGGCUGCACUGAUGAACUUCACGAAGGACAGUGGAUGUGGGUGAUGGAUAAUACUUAUGUGAGCAUGGGGCUUCCUCACUGGCUCCCUGGCCAACCCGACGGAGGCACUGCAGAAAACUACGGCUGCCUCUACUACCCAGACUUCAUGUACAACUCCUGCAGAAAUGACCAGACGAUGUACGCCAUCUGCAUGAUCUAACUUACGCUUCGCUCUAAAAGGAAUAAAUAGAUUAAGUGUU
Macrobrachium nipponense is the source of this 622-nucleotide messenger RNA. RefSeq lists its product as uncharacterized. NCBI's taxonomy places the organism in Eukaryota, Metazoa, Arthropoda, Malacostraca, Decapoda, Palaemonidae. The transcript has 5 exons. The coding region runs from base 16 to 582 and encodes 188 amino acids. The record is from RefSeq and is a predicted model, not a curated record.